AUGAGUCCUACCCCGCCACAAGAUCCCGCCAAAAUAAGUCCUUCUCCGCCACAAGAUCCCGCCAAAAUAAGUCCUUCUCCGCCACAAGAUCCCACCCAAAUCCUCUUGGUCAACCCUGUACGUGGCAGCCACUUCUUCUUCAUGCUUGAUAUCGGCAAAGUGCUAGCUAAUGCAGGCUACAACGUGACUCUCAUAACCCUGGAUCCAGACAGCAGAGCAGCCCUACCCUCCUCUGAUCCCCUGUUCCGAGUCAUCACUCCUUCAGAGUCAAGCUUCAUGUAUAAUGUGGAGUUUCAUAACCGGUCGGAGGAGUGUGUGAAGCAGCUAGCGGAGGACUAUUCGGCGGAGGAGGGUAUGUCGAUGUCAGUAAGGGUACCCGCGUGUAGGGAUACCGUGUUGGAUAUGUAUGGGAAGUCACUGGAAUUCUUCCAUGGUACUCAGUGGAAGAGGCUGAGGGAGGAGAACGAUUUCAAACUUAUUGUUGCCGAGGAAAGGACAGUCUGGGCUGCAUCUCUUGCUUAUUGGGGGAGUGGGAUACCAGUUGCUAUGGUGAACCCCGAACACUCUUACAUCCUGCCCAAAGUCAAGCAUCAGCUUCCCCUGCUCUUCAACAACGAGCCUGGAAUGCUAAACAUUCAUUUUCAUGAAAACAAGGGUCUCUUUUUGAAGUUACAGAGCUUGGUGAGCGCCAUGCAGAUGAUCCCUUUCGCUAUGCAACUGAAUGAGAUCUUCAAGCCGUUCCUUGAUGAAAGGAAUCUGACCUCCCUUAACGAUGUUACUAAGACUAUAGAUUUGUUCCUUGUUAACGAUUACCCUUCAUUCUCGUUCCCGUACAAGCUUCCCCCCACUGUGGUCAAGAUAGGAACUUUGGGGUACUCCUCCUCUACAGCCCUACCAAGCUACCUCACUGAAUUCCUUACUAAAGACUCUAAAGAAACCAUUUAUUUAUCAUUUGGAAGCUAUGUUGCUUCUGAUCUGGACUGGUUGGAAAGGUAUAGCUUGUUUAUGGAGGCAGCUAAAGUGCUCGACAUGAAGAUCAUCAUCUCCCUGGGAUCUGAGGAGCAGUCCUUCUCUAAAAUAUUUCGCUCAGAUGAGCAGAAAUCUUACUCCGAGGGUAUCUUCUCGUCAGAUCACGUGUACGUAUCAAAGUGGUUACCCCAGAAAGCUCUCUUGGACAGUGGUCACGUGACUCUAUUCGUUUCUCAUUGUGGUAGUAACUCUCGGAUGGAGGGUAUUUACUAUCAGGUCCCCAUCCUCUGUAUACCACUCUACGCAGAGCAAAUAGUAAUUGCCAACAUCAUCAAAUACCGAGGAUUCGGCAACAUCCUCCCUAAAGAGAACCUCACCCCCUCUAACAUCCUACAAUCUCUCAACACCACACUCCAACACGGAGCUCAGUUCAGGGCGAAGAUGGGACGCGCGGUUAAAGUUCUGGAACUUUCCCCGAUUACCAUAGAAGAGAACUUAGUGUACCACGUGAAGUUGCUGCUUGAGUUGGGGGAGCUGCCGUAUUUGGAAAAUGAUGUACUGGAGGGGAAGAGUGUGGUUGAUGCGAAUAAUUUGGAUGUUUUGGGACUUGUGGUGCUGGUGGCUGCUGUGGUUUUGUGGAUUGUGGUGGGAGUGAUAAAAGAAGAUAGUGUAAUUGACAAGGUGUACGAUAUUGCUGUAGGCCCUUAG
Messenger RNA from Bolinopsis microptera, 1677 nucleotides. Its product is annotated as putative UDP-glucuronosyltransferase ugt-50. The record is from RefSeq and is a predicted model, not a curated record. Bases 1 to 1677 code for a protein of 558 amino acids. NCBI's taxonomy places the organism in Eukaryota, Metazoa, Ctenophora, Tentaculata, Lobata, Bolinopsidae. The transcript has 4 exons. Gene Ontology annotation, molecular function: UDP-glycosyltransferase activity.